Molecule: messenger RNA, 2846 nt
Organism: Carassius auratus (goldfish)
Lineage: Eukaryota; Metazoa; Chordata; Actinopteri; Cypriniformes; Cyprinidae
Product: FERM domain-containing protein 5-like
Exons: 14
Coding region: 255-1976 (573 amino acids)
Biological process (GO): actomyosin structure organization
Cellular component (GO): cytoskeleton
Source: RefSeq, a predicted model, not a curated record
UCCCCAGAAAUAAUGCAUGAAUAUGGAUGGGCUGUUGUGCCUGAGUCUAUUCAGUGCAUUGGACUACCUCCAACGCUGGCAUAAACCCAGCAACGGCAGAGGAGACCAUACCGUCCAGUCCAAAGGAUAGUGAUGGGGAGCAAUGACUCAAAAGGGCUUCUGAUCACCGAGAAGGGUCUUUCUGGCAUGUCUGCAGUGAGUGACAUGUUGCGCUCGUCCUAAACGCUCGUGCGUCUGUAUACUGACUGGCCAAUAUGUUGAGCCGACUGAUGAGUGGCAGCGAUCGGACUCUUGACAGGGAAUUUAACUGUACGGUGCGACUGCUGGACGACUCGGAAUACACUUGCACGGUUCAGAGGGAUGCAAAAGGUCAAUGGCUGUUUGAGCAGGUCUGUCAGCAUCUAAACCUGCUGGAGAAAGACUACUUUGGCAUCAGAUUUGUGGACCCAGACAAGCAACGGCAUUGGCUGGAGUUUAGCAAGGCAAUUACCAAACAAAUGAGAACCCAGCCUCCCUACACUAUGUGUUUGCGUGUUAAAUUCUAUCCUCCAGACCCUGCAACUCUUAAAGAAGAGAUCACAAGAUACCUGGUCUUCCUACAGAUUAAAAGAGAUUUGUAUCAUGGCCGUCUCCUGUGCAAAAGUUCAGAUGCUGCCACAUUGGCCGCAUUUAUUCUGCAGGCUGAGAUUGGAGAUUAUGACCCGGGGAAGCAUCCGGAGGGUUACAGCUCUAAGUUUCAGUUUUUCCCCAAGCAUUCUGAGCGCCUGGAGCGCCGCAUUGCUGAGAUCCACAAAGCUGAGCUGAUAGGCCAGAGUCCUGAGACAGCUGAGAUGAAUUUCUUAAGGAAAGCUCAGACUCUUGAAACAUACGGGGUUGAUCCACACCCAAGCAAGGAUGUGUCUGGCAACACAGCAUUUCUCUCAUUUACCCCAUUUGGCUUUGUGGUACUACAGGGAAACAGGAGGAUUCAUUUCCUCAGAUGGAAUGAGGUGACCAAACUGAAGUUUGAAGGAAAGACAUUUCAUAUUUAUGCAACUCAUCAAGAGGAUCAGAAGAUCAUCUUGACUUACUUUGCUCCAACACCCGAUGCCUGCAAGCAUCUAUGGAAGUGUGGGGUGGAAAACCAAGCUUUCUACCAGUUUGAGAAAUCAAGUCAAGUUCGCACUGUAUCCAGUAGUAAUCUUUUCUUCAAAGGGAGCCGCUUUAGAUAUAGUGGUAAAGUUGCCAAGGAAGUGAUGGAACAGAGUGCCAAAAUCAGACGAGAGCCUCCAGAAAUCCACAGGUCUGGGAUGGUCCCCAGUAGGAGUUGUCCCUCCAUCACUCAUGGCCCACGACAGAGUAGCGUUCCCCGAACACGAAGGAGAGCAGUGCAUAUUUCCAUCAUGGAGGGUUUGGAGUCCUUGCGUGACAGUGGCCAUUCCACGCCUGUCCGAUCGGUCUCCGAUGGAAACUCAUUCCUACACUCCCGUGGAAAUGGAGCCGAAAGAGGAAACAGAACCAGAACGGCUGAAUUUUCCGAGGACUCUUACAGUCCCUCUGACAGCGUGCUCUCUACACCAGUGUCCAACGACCCCUCAGACCAGGCUCAGGUUCGCCACACAAACGGCCCCCGCAGCAAUCAAGAGGAAGGAGGAACAGAACUGUGUACUCAAAAGCAGGCAAGGCCACAGGGUGAUAAACCCAAAGGGAAGCGUUUUCAACUGGAGAAGUCUCGGCCUACCCAACAUGGCCCAGAGGCAAGGGUGAAUGAGUUCAUCUGUAGUUUGGCACGUCUUUUCUUAGUGACCCUGGCUCUACUCUUUGCCCUCCUUAUACUUCUUAUUGUGCUAACAGAGUCUGAGCUGGACUUGGCCUUUCUUAGGGACAUCCGGAGAACACCCGAAUUCCAGCAGUUCCACUACGAAUAUUUUUGCCCCCUUAGGCGCUGGCUGGCCUGCAAGUUGCGCUGGAUGGGUGGGCAUCUCAUCGAUAAAUGAGUGUGUAAGCACCCUUCUCUGUCUACUCAGUGCAGUCUGUAGUCUAUGAGUGGGACAUCUCUAGCAUUAAUAUCAUGGUACCAUGAAAUCAAAAUGAAAUUACUAUUAUCUACAUAGCCAAAGCCUUGGAUUUCCUAAUACCAUGCCGAGAGGAGAAAACUGUGUAUGUUUCAGCUCUAGUUAUUGUGAAAUUGUUCUCUGCAGCGCUACUUUGUAGUCGGAUAAAAAAAAAAAAAGGUAUGUAUAGCUCUUUGAAUGCUGCCGUCACCCAAUUGUAAUUUUCUAUCAUUUAAAUAUAAUAUCUACACUCAAAGAAUGUUCACAGAGACUGUGACAAGUAAGACCUCAUGCUGCAAUCAGACAAAGAUGCCUUCAUUGGUCAGACUUUAGACAGUGGCAGCAGAUAAAGGGAUAGUUCACUCAAAAAUGAAAAUUCUAUCAUCAUUUACUCACCCUUUAUUUGUUUAAAUCCCACAAUACUUGCAGUUAAUCUGCAAAACACAUAUUUAAAUAAAACCUGAGAGAUUUCUGUCCCUCCACUGUGUGUCCAGGUAAUCAAAUCUUCAAAGAUCAAAAAAGACGAAUCCAUAUAUCAAACAUUUUAAACCGUUAAAUUCAUAUGACAUUUGAUAAUGACUUUCUGACCUUCAAUGUUUUAAUCACCUGGACUUUCCAUGGAGGGACUUAAACCAAAGUCUUACAGAUUUGGAACAAUAUCAGAGUGAGUAAAUUAAGAAUUUUAGCUGAUUUUUCUUAAAGCUGCGGUAGGGAACUUUUGACGCUCUAGCGGUUAAUAAACAGAACUGCUUGCGUCUUGUGGAAGAACAUCGUAGCCGGAGCUACUUCUCUCUGUUUAUGUCUAUGAAGAAU